Molecule: messenger RNA, 1005 nt
Organism: Cyphellophora attinorum
Lineage: Eukaryota; Fungi; Ascomycota; Eurotiomycetes; Chaetothyriales; Cyphellophoraceae
Product: D-arabinitol 2-dehydrogenase [ribulose-forming]
Exons: 4
Coding region: 1-1005 (334 amino acids)
Cellular component (GO): intracellular anatomical structure
Molecular function (GO): oxidoreductase activity, acting on NAD(P)H, oxygen as acceptor
Source: RefSeq, a predicted model, not a curated record
AUGCUCUUGGCAGCAAGGGCACUGAGCAGGCGCCUCCCACGGCAUGCAUCUACCGCCUACCACUUUCCAAACGCUGUGGCUCGAAACCACAAAUCUCUAACCUCGCAUAGAUAUCAAUUGCGACCGCUUUCUUCGACCGCUGUCGUAUGGACGAGGAGGCCUUCCGCGAUCGCCCAGAGGUUGCCUGAUCCAGAACGUGAACCGCAGCGACUCAGGGACUUUGACCUCGAAGGAAAGAUAUUUGUAGUCACUGGCGGAGGCAGAGGUCUUGGCCUCACCCUUGCAGAAGUGCUUGUUGAAGCUGGCGGGAAGGUAUACUGCCUUGAUAGGCUGUCCGAACCAGUGCAGGAAUUCUAUGAUGCGCAGAAGCGUUCGGCAGAGGUCUACGGCGGACGCUUGACCUACGACCAAGUCGACGUUCGUGAUCCGAACAACCUUGACCAGGUCAUUUCGCGGAUUGCGGAUGAGAAUCAGGGGCUGCAUGGCUUGAUAGCUGCCGCUGGCGUGCAGAAGGUUAUGCCAGCACUCGAGUAUCCUCCAGAAGCUGUCAACGAAAUGAUGGAGAUCAACUACAGAGGAGUCUAUUUGUCUGCUGUCAGCUGCGCGAAGCAGAUGAUCAAGUACAAGACACCGGGCGCCCUCUGCCUUAUUGCCUCGAUGAGCGGACUCAUUGCGAACAAAGGCUUCACUUCGUCGGUUUACAAUUCAUCGAAAGCCGCAGUGUGUCAAUUGACGAGGAGUCUCGCAAUGGAAUGGGGCAAGAUCGUUGAUGGGAAGCCCAUUCGGGUCAAUGCGCUGUGUCCCGGUAAUAUUAUGACGCCCAUGGUGAGGAAGAACUUCGAAGAUGACCCAGGGCUCCGGGAGAUAUGGGAGCGUGAGAACAUGCUCGGGCGCUUGUCUGAGCCAUCAGAAUUCCGAGGCGCAGCGCUUUUCCUACUAAGUGAUGCCUCAAGCUUCAUGACAGGAUCUCAGCUCAUCAUUGAUGGCGGCUAUACAGCGUGGUAG